This is a messenger RNA of Moneuplotes crassus, 474 nucleotides long. The record is from the annotation of a GenBank genome assembly. NCBI's taxonomy places the organism in Eukaryota, Ciliophora, Spirotrichea, Euplotida, Euplotidae.
UAAAUAUGAGAGUUUUGCUGUUAUCGUUAUUUUUGGUCAUAGCUGUUGUGUCAGCUGGUCCAUUCCACAAUUCUUUUGGAAGGUAUACAUACCACGUAGGUGGCGCCAAGGAAUUUAGGUCUGCCUCUCCAUCAUCGAGCAGAGCAGUUUAUGACCUGAUCGAGAGUUCAGAUGAUGAUCUUUACGUUUUUGCGUUUUAUAUCAAGGGUACUAAACACGAAGAAGUCAUCUCUGAGGUUGAGGGCACACUUGCCAGCCAAAAAGAUGUGUUCGAUCAAAUUGUAUAUGCCCCUGUCUAUGCUAGAGAUGACUACCAAUACAAAGGCAUCCUUUAUGACCUCGAUAUUCUAGAAGAGCCAUGGGUAAAGUAUCCAUACUACCUUGUUGUCAAAGACGAAUCUGGCUUCUUGAUCAAUGGGGAUGAUUCAGCUGAUUUAAUUAAGCAACGCAUUACUGAAUUAGCUAAUUAGGCAC